Cygnus atratus (black swan) is the source of this 646-nucleotide messenger RNA. Its product is annotated as cytochrome c oxidase subunit 6A1, mitochondrial. Lineage: Eukaryota; Metazoa; Chordata; Aves; Anseriformes; Anatidae. Gene Ontology annotation, cellular component: mitochondrial inner membrane. Bases 61 to 549 code for a protein of 162 amino acids. Gene Ontology annotation, molecular function: enzyme regulator activity. Gene Ontology annotation, biological process: mitochondrial electron transport, cytochrome c to oxygen. The record is from RefSeq and is a predicted model, not a curated record. The transcript has 4 exons.
GGCGGGGGGCGGAAGCGCAGCGCCCGGCCCGGGGCCCGCUUCCGGUUCCGGCGGAGGAAGAUGGCGGCGCUGGGGAAGGGCUCGCGGCUGCUGCGCGCCGCCCUGAGCUCGGUGCCGGGACGCGGCCUGGCGGCGGCGGCGGCUCACGAGGCCGGGGGAGCCCGGCUGUGGAGGACGCUGACCUUCGUCGUGGCCCUGCCCGGCGUGGCCGUGUGCAUGCUGAACUGCUACCUGAAGGCGCAGCACGAGGGCGAGCGGCCCGAGUUCGUCCCCUACACGCACCUCCGCAUCAGGACCAAGCUCUUGGUUCCUCAGCUCCCGAGGCGCUCUGUGCACAGCCACGGUCUGAGCUCGCGGCUGUCUGACACAGCACGCUCCUCGCAGCUCAGCCCUUCCCCUGGGGCGAUGGGAACAAAACUCUAUUCCACAACCCUCACGUUAAUGCUCUCCCAACCGGUUAUGAAGAUGAAAACUGAGAUGCUGACCACAGCCAGGACGCUGGCUCUCCCUGUGUUCGGACCAGGCUGCUCUGUGGGAACCAUCACUUAAGAAAAACCACAUUCCUUCUACAGUCAAGUUGAACGGUGGUGCAUGCUCCACCUGUACUUGUGUAGAGGUCCUUUAAAUAAAUAAUUCCAAACCUGAA